Messenger RNA from Porites lobata, 6822 nucleotides. Lineage: Eukaryota; Metazoa; Cnidaria; Anthozoa; Scleractinia; Poritidae. The record is from the annotation of a GenBank genome assembly.
UGCAGUUAAAAGGUGACUCAACCUUUGCUCGGUUUGUCAGGAGAGCGUUUAUAGUUCUAUUUUCUUCACAAAUAUGACACUUCAGUGGACAUUCGCAGCUGGUUUUCUUUACGCUGAGAUAGGCGUUCUCCUUUUAUUCUGUUUGCCUUUUAUUUCUCCUAAACGGUAAGAUUUUGCUUUCACGAUUUCCUCACACGGCAUCACAGCUGCAUCUGCUGUAUUCGUUUGCACUGAAAUGGCUUUGUUUUUAUCUUAUACCUUUCAGAUGGAACCAAAUUUUCAACUCCAGGAUUGUAUCAACGUUAUUUGAAUAUGGAAAUUUCUAUUUUAACGUGGUUGUGAUAGUAAUGGCCCUGUUACUUGCUGGUAAAUUUUGUUUAUACAUUCAAUAAUAAAAUGCGAGUUUGGAAUGAGCUUUGGUGUAGCCAAGCCUAGUUGAAGAUCAUCAAAUAUGGAGAUUUAUUAAUACUUUUAUAAAUAGAUUCUGAUUGUUGAGAAUCCCUUGUUCGUAAUUUAAUUUUUCAAGUCUUUCUCAAGUUUUCUUAUUCUACAAUAGGUCGCUGAUCUCCAUGUUAAGCGUAAUGAGCUAACAUUUUUUUGUUUUUCCGCUUUUCAAUUAAACUGUUUAUAACCUCUUGAUGAAUGCAAGAUAUCCAUAUUGAGUACGCAUCGAUCUAAGCUAGUGAAAACUUAAUAAAAAGGGAAAAUAAUCGCGAAUACAGGGUGGUGUUAUGAAUUUUUUGUAGAACUUUGCUUCCGGGAAAGUAAGGAAAGUCUCUUGCACUUUCUACUUUGCAGGACAUAACAUGUCGAUAAUUCCGAUAGUCGAUAAAAAUCGAUCGUUGUCGAUAAAAGUCGAUACUAAUUAAUCGACAAAUAUCGGAAAUCGAUAAAAGUCGAUCACAAAAUUUCUUGUGAUUAUCGAUUUUGAUCGACUUUUGGUGUUAGAGUUCGAUUUCAAUCGACUUUUAUCGAAAAGUAUCGAAAGAUAAAAAACGAUCAUAUGUAGAGCUAUGUAUGUUUCAAUAUUUUAUUUUGCACUGUAACUAGAGCUGAGUAGAGAGUUAAAACAAAGUGAAUUUAUUAUUCUUAGUAGCCUCUGUUAUCUUCCCAGUAAAAACUCCAAUAUGAAACAACUCACCGCAACUCAUCACCGAAAUUAUUUAGAGGUCGAACACAAAAGUACCGGGAGAUGUACUCCAUUUGCUCCUCGUCAUCCAAAGGAGAAAAGCAAAGCACUGGCCUGGACAAUGCGGUGGUGGAUCCAGCAAACAACAAUAACCGGCAAUAAUUGAAUGAAAGUUAAUUACAUCUGAGUACUUUGUCUGCGUUUGUUCUUCAUUUAUCACAGCAUUUUCCCGGUAUCUCAGGGCCAAAGAUAUAUACAUAAGAUGUGUACCGGUGCUGACCAAAACAAUCGCGGCGCAAGACCGGAAAAAAUUGCGAAGCGACAGAAGCGAUAUUGAACGCGAGUGGUGCAAACCAAGGUGCAUUUCUUCAGAUUUCUUGAAGUAAACAUUCGGUUGCAGAUUGAAGAUAACAUAUGUUUUUUUCAGGUUUUAAUGCAACUUUAUUCAGGUUUAUUGCCAUUAUCAGCGUCGUACAACUUUUUACACUCACGAUGCUUAUACAAAGUAUCUUCGUUCACUUGACAUGUUGAUGUCGAUAGAAAUCGAUAAAAGUCGAUACACAUCGAUAGCCAGCCCUGAGAACUUUGUGAUUAUCGACUUUUAUCGACAAAUUAAACUAAUCAAUCGACAAUUAUAGACAAUUAUCGAGCACUAUCGACUUAUCGACUAGCCUUCCGAUGAUCGAUUUCGAUCGACAUGUUACGUCCUGACUUUGGAAGUUAAGGGCGAGUCAUCGUGUUCUAUAUUUGGCAAGGAUGUACUUUCUUAAGAAUGUUUGAGGUGAUAACAUUGUUCUUUGAGGUGAUGCAACAUAACGGAUGAGAGUAAAUGUAUUAAAUUUUCAAAUGCAUAUUACGGUAUUUUCAUGCUUUGGAAUGGAAUUGAAUUGUUUCCCAUUAUUCUGGCCUUAAUAAGUUUAUGGUGCCAUCCCAGUGGAGGAUCAAAACAAUUCACAAUAAUUAUGCAAACAUUUUUUUGGUGUUUUACUCUCUGAAAUUUUAUAUGGCAAUUACAAAAAACAUUCUAGAAAUGCUUGGGAAUAUAUAUUUCCUAAAAUAAUACUUGUGAGCUGGGCAAAUAUCUAAACAAGUAAUUACUAAUUAUUAUUAAUUACUUACUUUUUAAGACUUAACUUAAAUAAUUAUUAUUUAAGGUGGUUGAACACAGUUUUGGCAGUUUGUGAGUGUAUGUCAUUCGCCAAAUCAUGCCAAGAGAAAGGUUGCAGCUCACAAGCUGAAACUUGGCAAUUGAAAAAUAUACUGAUGAAAGAUUUUGAUUGACAGGUAAAAUGUGAUGUUUUUGUAGUUUCCAUGGCAACAUGAACGAUUGAAUACAACCCUUAAAUUUCACUUUGCUCAGUUUGCAUAAAAUUCACUUAUUAGAUUUUCCGAUAAACUUGCACACAACUUUUAAAAUACUAUAAUUAAUCAUUACAAUUUGAAACUUAUUUGACCAAAAUUAAAACGGAGGGAUUUUUAGAUAAUCAAUAAUAUAAUGGUACUGUAAUUAUUAAAUGUGUCACAAAAUUGGUCUGUUUAACUUCCAUUUUAAAUUACUCAUUAUAUAAAUUUUCGAUAAAAGUAAAAAUUCUGCCAAAUAUCACAAAAUUUUAAUGAGUAGAUUUUGAGAAAUCGUCUUCUGUCUGCCAUUUUUUUGGUUUGGUUUUUUUUAUUUCAUUUCAUUUAUUUCAAAGUACAACAGUUUCAACAAUAACAUUAAUUAUCACAUAGCAUACAUGCACACACUGACUACACUGCGAAGCACACAUGCACAUGCAUGUAGUAAUAAUUAUUAUUACUACACAUGAUCACCCUAUUUAAAGCUAUGCCGUUAUUUUACAAGUGUUUUCCAAAAAAACGAAGAAACUAAACAAAGUAGAUUACAAAGUCCACUUGUCCAUGUCCUUCUGUGUACCAGUGCUUUUUUUGCCGCCAUGUUUGUUUGUCUAAUUUAAAACACGCGCUGUCAUGUGAGUUACCGCUGACUGCCUGUAAAACUGUGUUCAGCUACCUUAAGUUAAGUCUUUACAAAGCCUGCACCUUCUCCUCAGUUCCUUAAAAACCCUACGGCUGUAAGUGUUGGUGUGGCCCAGGAUUUGAACCAGUUUAUUCUUUAAAUGAAUUUAAAUUUAAUAUUGAUAAUUAGUUUUUAUUUUGAACUAUUUAAUGUCUUCCUUUGCAGAUUCUAUUCGAGAGACAAGAAAAUAUAGCAAAAUUGAAACAACACCCACUGACCUACAAAAUAAUCCCCAAGCUGAAAUGUUGGCUCAUAUGAAGCUCUUUCGUGCUCAGCGCAAUCUCUACAUUUCUGGAUUUUCUCUUUUCCUUCUCAUGUAAGUUUGCUAGUGUUCUAAAUGAAUCUCCCUUUCUGUGACUUCAUACAUGUACAUGUACAAUAACUUGAAAAUAAAUGGAGUGUAAAAAGUUAUGUUGUAAUGUGGUGAAACCUGCUUUACCCAGAUAAAGCACAAACCAUUUUGCAAUGCACUGCACAGACAUAAGGGUAAAAUAAAAUUUUAAUUUGUUUUUCUUCAAACAUAGCCAAAAAAAGUUCAGUAUUGUAGUCGACAGUUUCGAUACCUGUCAGCCAUCGUAAAAAGGAACCAGCGGUGUCGUUUAUUAUGCACAUAACGCAGAGUCACUCUCUCCAAACUAUCAACUACAAUACUGAACAGGGUUUUCAUUACCCCUUUAAACCAUAAGAUCAAAAUUUGAAUUCUCACUUGUUGCUCCUAUUCAUUUCCUACAGAAGUAAUGAGGAGAAGUUGAUAAAAUUUCGUGCAAAUUCAUCUUUUGUGAUCAUAUCCGUAAUUCUCAUGACCACUCUGUUGUACAAAGCAUUGAUAUUACAAGGAGAAAUUUGAUGCUGCUCACUUCUAGGGCUUAAAGGGUUAAGAAUUCAUUCUAUUAGCACGAGAAAGGGGUAACGUUACAGGAGAAUAUUUUGAAAGAGGCUCCUUGUCUGUAUAAAAAGUAGUCAUACUGUAGGUUACCGAACAUUAGCCCAAGAUUUGUGCGUAGUACACCAAAAAAUUUUCUGAUCUCCAAUACCUAAUAAACACCCUGACUGAACUUUUUUGGCUUUGCUUGAAGAACUCUUAUAAAGAUUUUAACACAGUUUUGACACAGAUCUAGCCUAAUGAAUUUCUUCAAUGAGGGUGAUUGAUUCCACAGCUUUUCUUCCCAUACAUAUAAUACAUGAAAACAUCUCUUUUCAGCCGACUGAAAUGAGGGUCCACUGAAUGUCCCCAUAAUUUGUAGGUUUUACAAAACUGCUUCAAAUGAAAUACUAUUUAAAUGGGAUAAUAAACAGUACCACAGUAAAGUACUGAUCAGUAGCUUUCAAAUGAAUGGUUUCGCUAACUUUCAUUUCAUUUCUGGAGGAGAAGUUUUUGUAAUGGAGCCCUUCAUGAAUUUUGUGUAAAACUUUGAUGGUUUUUCUUUGCAGAGUGUUGCGCCGUGUUGUGAGGCUUCUUUCUCAUUGCUCAGUCCUUGAAGCUUCUAAUGAGGCCAGUCUGAGGCAGGCUCAGAGUGCUUCUGAUCAGUGCAAGCGGCUUAUGGAUGAGAAUGAAGAAUUAAAAAAGGUAAUUUGUAAAUUAAAAUUUCCGGGGUAAAAAUUACUUUAUAAGGAUAGCACAAGUAUGGGUGACCCAGCAGUGUUCACCUUAGACUGCAAAACAGUCCAUAUUUUUGCGUAUUCGAGUACGCGCGAGCAGUCAAACAAAAGGUCUGGAACGAGGCUGAAAACAGAGAGCGAGACUGGAGAGAGAUGCUUCGCACGCGUAAGACUCUUACACCACACUUUACUGAUUUCUUUACUGAUUUUGAGAAAAAAUACCGACUGUUUUGCGGCUUAAAUUCCCAGGCCGGACCAAUACUCAGGGUCUUAAAAUAACUGAGAAGUGAAUGUUCUUCCUUUGCUCUAGUACUGCAAGCAGAUAGACUGUCGGGUGGCACAGAUGACCUUGUAAAAUAGCAGUACCAUCAGAUAAAAUGACCAUUAAAUACAAUGACACUCAAAUAAAGUGCCUCUUUUUUGUCUGAGCAGUCCUUGGAAAGCGCCAGAGGGGAAUCUGGGGAAGGUGGCAUAGGCGAAGAUGAAGUGGACAAACUCAACCAGGAGUUGAAGGACAUGAGAGAUUCUCUUGCAGAAAAAUCCAAAAAGCUGACAGAGAGGACUGAAGGUGCAGCUAAGUAUGAUGGUUUUAGCCUCUGGGUCAAAAUCAUAUGUAGAACAUAUAGAGUGUUUUCACUCACCUGGCCAGCAUCUAUGCAAAUUUAUGGGACAAAAGAAAGCGUUUGCAUAAGAAAAGAGUUCAACUCCCACAGGAUUGGUUUGGGACACCAACAUGGCCGCCGUUUUAUUGUUGUGGGACACCAAUAUGGCCACCAUGACAUCAUGUGAAAACACUCUAUAUACAUGUAAACUUUUUCAUGUUAAUAUGAAAAUAGAUGUGAUCUGUCACUGUAAGAACUGUACAUUUAUUUUAACCAAAGAUGAGACCAUUGAUACCAUAAACCCUUGUCAGUCUUAACUUUUUCUGUUAGCAUCAUUUUAUUGAUCAAGAUUAUCUACUGAACAAGGUCUUCCCCAUGACAUGUACAUAAUAAAUCAAAGACCUGUUACUUGCAUUCAGUGGUUUGCUGUUAUUGCAGUUUUCUUUUCAGUGUCUCAGUUUCCAAGAUUGGAGGCAAUGUAUAGCUAUACAUGUGUAUGAGUGUGACCGAGAGAUGGACAAGAUAGUGAAAAUGAUGGUCUGUUUUGCAUGUUAGGCAGUAAACCCGAGAACAAUGUGUCAGAAUGCAACACUUCUGAUCAUCUACUGAAGUGUGAUCUCCAUUUAGGUUUUUAAAAAAAUAUUUGCUAUUCUACCUUUAAAUACAGAGCUUGAGAAGACAAAGAAAGAUUUGGCGGCAUUAAAAGAGCAAGCUGCGGGACUAACAAGAGAGUAUGACAGGCUUUUGGAUGAGCACUCUAAAGCACAGGUAGGUAAUGUAUAGUAGGGAGGGGAGACACAAUAACACACUGUCGGUAGGGGAGGGUCUGCUCAGUUUGCCUUGAAGCUGAAAGCUGCUAGUGAGUUUAACAGCUUUUGGACGAGUACCCUAAAUAAAGCACUGGUGGGUAGGGAGGGAGGGUAGGGACAUGAUAGCACACUUAGAGGAGGAGAGGGGAGGGGAGGGUCUGCCUUGAAGUUGAAGGCCACUAGUGAGUUUGACAGCUUUUGGACGAGUACUCUAAAUAAAGCACAGGUGGGUAGGGAGGGAGGGAGGGGACAUGAUAACACACUUGGAAGAGGGAAGGGGAGGGUCAGUCUGCCUUGAUCGAGCAAGCCUCUGGGCUAACAAGAGAAAGUAGCAGGCUGUGGGAUGGACACUCUAAAGCAAAGGUGGGUGGGGAGGGAGCAAGGGAGGGGACAGUUGUUUUAACUCGCUAAUAGGGGGAAAGGGGAAGGUAGCAUACAAAAUGUUUUGAGGGGGGCUGCUAUAAAGCCCGCAUUUUAAUAUUAUUUGAGGGUACAAUUCCUUCAAUGAAAAUAGCUAAAUUCUCUCUUUGGUAAAGUUUGUUGCGAUGACUUGACCAUCACUUUUUAUUGGCUUGUGACCUCUUUGUGUUUUUAUCUUUUUUUUUUCCAAAGGCACAGCUGGAAAAAGACGAGACCCAAACUAAAGGAGACAAGAAAGACAACUGA